Messenger RNA from Lagopus muta (rock ptarmigan), 5142 nucleotides. RefSeq names its product relaxin family peptide receptor 3 (gene RXFP3). The coding region runs from base 93 to 1430 and encodes 445 amino acids. The transcript has a single exon. Lineage: Eukaryota; Metazoa; Chordata; Aves; Galliformes; Phasianidae. The record is from RefSeq and is a predicted model, not a curated record. Gene Ontology annotation, molecular function: G protein-coupled receptor activity. Gene Ontology annotation, biological process: immune response; G protein-coupled receptor signaling pathway. Gene Ontology annotation, cellular component: membrane.
CCUCGCCAAGCGGCACAGCCGCUGCCCGUCCUCUCCGACGGUUCGCUCUCUGGCGCUCGGGAAGCGGAGCUUCCGCCGCUCCCGAGCAUGGGAUGGAUGAGCCCUGCGAGCGCGACUCCUGCUCGGCUGCCGCCGGCAUAAAAGAAGGAGCGGGUCGGGAUCCCUGGAACGCACCGCUGGAUUUGCUGCAGAGCGGCCAGAUGGGUAACAAGAGCAACGUGUCCUUUCUGCAGCUCUUCAAGAACCUCAACUUGGAGCGAGCCGAUGGGAUGCAAGGAGACAGCUCCGACGUGGUGCGGAUUGUCAUCUCCCUGGUGUACUCUGUAGUGUGCGCCCUGGGACUGGUGGGCAACCUGCUGGUUCUCUACCUGAUGAAGAGCAAGCAAGGCUGGAGGAAGUCCUCCAUCAACCUCUUUGUGACCAGCCUGGCUGUGACUGACUUCCAGUUUGUGCUGACCUUACCCUUCUGGGCUGUGGAGAAUGCCCUAGAUUUCAACUGGCUCUUCGGCAAAGCUAUGUGUAAGAUUGUCUCCUAUGUGACAGCCAUGAACAUGUAUGCCAGUGUCUUCUUUCUCACUGCCAUGAGUGUGGCUCGAUAUCGCUCUGUGGCUUCAGCCUUGAAGAACCAGGGGCGAGGUGACCCUCUGGGUGGCUGCUGCUCUGCCAAGUGGCUCUGUGCACUCAUCUGGUUGUUGGCAAUCCUGGCUUCUCUGCCCCAAGCCAUUUUUUCCACCACUGCCACCGUCUUUGAUGAUGUCCUCUGCCUUGUAAAGUUCCCUGAGGGCCGAGGAAGCAAUGCACAGUUCUGGCUAGGUCUGUACCAAACCCAAAAGGUGCUGCUGGGCUUCGUGCUGCCUCUGGCCAUUAUCAGCCUCUGCUACUUGCUCCUGGUGCGCUUCAUCAGUGAUAAGCAUGUUGGCAGCACCUGCAGUGGUCCCAGCACUAAACGCCGCUCUAAAGUGACCAAGUCAGUGUCCAUCGUGGUGCUGUCAUUCUUCUUGUGCUGGCUGCCCAACCAAGCGCUCACAACAUGGGGCAUUCUCAUCAAGCUCAAUGUGGUGCACUUCAGUGCUGAGUACUUCCUCUCACAGGUGUACCUCUUCCCCAUCAGUGUGUGCCUGGCACACUCUAACAGCUGCCUCAACCCCAUCCUCUACUGCCUGAUGCGCAGGGAGUUCCGCAAGGCACUGAAGAGCCUUCUCUGGAGGAUCACCUCACCUUCUCUCACCACCAUGCGUCCUUUCACCGAUACCACCAAGCCAGAGCAGGAGGAGCAAGCCCUGCACGACUUGGUGCCUGUCCACCCUGUUGCACCUUCCUCUGCAGCUGCAGCUGUCCAGCCGGAGCUGGCUUACUACCCGCCUGGGGUGGUGGUGUACAGCAGCCGAUGUGACAUGCUGCCCGCUGCCUCCAGGGAGCAACACUACUGAGAUGGCCAUGGGGAGGGGACUGGGAGGGGGUUCUGUGCAGGAUGUGGCCCUGGGACAUUGAAUGCCUGUUAGGAUCAAGGGAAGGUGAGAUAGGUGGACAAGGGUGGGAGAAACUUUUCUGGAGUUGUCUGCUCUUGGAAGCUGUGUGACAAAAAUUAUCUUGAAAGUGUGCCCCAGAAUGGAGAACAGGAGGAGGAAGGGAUGUUGUGGUAUGCCAGGGAUCAAGGGGUCUCUCAGAGAUGCAUUUCAUUACUUGCAUUUGUCCUGGCUCCUGCUGGAGCUCCGGCUGUGGGGUCAGACAGUGAGGGUAAGGCUUGUUGGGGUGAAGCAAGACUGUUCCCACAACAUCAGCUGUGCUCAUGCUCAUGGCAUGAGCAUGAAGGGGCCAGGACAAGCAGGUAUAGAGCUCCUGCUUGUUCAGGCUCAGCUCUUUUCUCCCUUCCCAGGGACCAACCAAGAGGGGAGAAGAAGCGCUGUGCUUCUCUUUGGAUAGUUGCAGGAUCUUCUUUUGUGGCUUCCUCAUCCCAUCUGCUGCUACCGGCAUACAAAGCAGGAUAACAGAUCCUGGACAGCGAAGGAGAAAGCCUGGGACAGGACUUGCAGCUUCACAAAGAGGGGUUGCUUUGGUUGGGUUUGGAGGGAAGGGAAUUGCACCCUACCACCUCCUAACAUCGUGCUCCCCAGCUCUGCUGAAGCAGGAAACCUGCAGGUCCAGCUCCAAGGCAGGCUUCUGUCCAGGCAUAUGGAGGCUGCAUGUUCUGCUCUGUGCCUCAGAUUGUUGGGCAGUUCACUCCAGGAGAUCAGCACAAUUGUAAAUAAAGGAGAAAAAGGGGAAAAAUCUACUUCAAACUGUUUGCUCCAGGAUACUUCUUAUUUCAGCUAAAACAAAUCACAAAGUUUUAUGGGAUCUGCGAUGAUACUUGCCAGUGUUUCAGUUAACUCAGUCUCAAAUCCUAAAGUGUGAGAAGCCCAAGAAGCUGCAGUUCAGCACCCCAGAAAAGGGCAGAAAUUUUCUGUCCCAACCAGUGUUCCGAAGAAACAGCUGGGGAAUAAUUUGGGAUUGAUCUGAAAUGAACUUGUAAAAGCAUUAAAAAAAAAAAAAAAAAAAAAAAAAAAGUACUGUUCCAAGCUGUGAAACUUCUUAUGUUAAGGUUAUAUAUUUUCUAAUUUAUUUUUAUUUUUUUUAUUUUAUUUUAUUUUUUAGUAUGGUAAAAAAAUUUAAAAGGAAAGGUCAAGGUUGUUUUGUUUUGUUCCUUUUUAGAGGAGGGAAAACUUUUUUUUUCAAAAGGUGUUGAUUAAUAUCUGAAAGUGCAAAUGGGUUAAAUGUGUUGAAAAUAUCAACACAAUAUUUAAAAAACCUCUAUUUCCACUUUCCGCUCUUGUAGUGUAACUCCAAAGUGUACUUGACUCUGUGAGGGGGAAGCAUUUCUGUGGAGGGCUCUUUGUCACCUCUAAGCACAGAUACAGAGCAAACUCCCUAUUUCUGUUUGGAGAAAAGUACAAUGCCUUUAGAAGCAAUUAUGUCUUGCAGAAUCCUUUGGGUUUGCUGUAUAUGUCAAUAAAUCCUGUUGUAAAAUUCCAGUUUGGUCUGGAAGCAGCUGGUUCUGCUUCUUGCAGUGAGACACUGUUCUUUUAUUCGAGUCAGCAGAGACUUUUACUGCAGCCUUGGUUGCCUCUAACGGGGAAGAUGCUGAGAUUUGGAAGGAGCCUAGAGAACAGCAAAAGUGAGCUGGCAGCUGAUGGAUGUAUAUACAAAGAUGCAAAGACUCUGGAAAAAAUACAAACAAACCCACAACAGGUAUCUGCAGAAGAUCUGGAGCAUUUAAGUACUGUACAAGAAUCCCUCUAAGUUCCUAAAUGCUGAUUUGGACGCCAGUUGAAGUCUGUAGGUACUUAAAUAUUAACUGGAAAACUUUUUGUGCCUAAAGUCUGCUUCUGAGCAUGCCUGAAUCUACUUAAGUUUGUAGCACUGUUUAUGAUUCAUGGGGAUCCUGCACUCAGGACUGACUGCUGUGUGCACCGUAAGCCAUGGAGGCAGCUCUGCACCCUGACACAGAACACCCUGUACCAGGCCACACAAAGUUAAGAGGGGAUGUAAGCUUAACUGAUUCUCCCUGUCCCUUUGUCCAGACGUGCUUCUCCUGUCUUGUCUUUGAUGCAUGCACAGAUUAUGCUCUUUCCUCUUGCCUUCUUAAAAAGUGUAUCAGUGUGCAGAGCUCUUGCUCACAGUAUAGGAAAUGCUCCUUUUCACCUUUGGUAGUGCUGGGGAUGUGCUUGAAUCCUCUGGCUUGAAACUGUUUCCUAUUGCAUGAGAUGCUCACUAUUACAGGGUCAGAAAGGUAAAGUAAACCAUUGAAUGAUAUUUUGCAGGAUAAUGAUGAGGGCAUGAGCCCUAGAGAGGAAGUUCUGUUUCUCUUGUACAAAAAAAAUGCAGAAGAGAAAUUGGAUCCAGGCCUGAAUUCUAGGUUUCACCUUCUCGAGGAUAAUGAUUAACUGGUUCACUUUAUGAUUAUAUACUUGUCCUUGCUUCCAGGUCCUGGUUCAAUUAACAUCUCGGUGGUGUACAUAAUGAGGUGGCUUCCACAGACUGAGAGCUUUCAGGCCCUAAGAAUCCAGUAGCCUAAUGUGUCAAAAGAUUUGCAAGAAAUGCAGCUGGGUUUCAUACAUUCUGGGGAGAAAGCCCUAACAACAGUGUAGUUAUCUGCUGGCAGCAGGUAACUACACUGUUGCAUGAGGAGAAGGAUGCCAUGAACACCUUAAUCCAGAGUUCAGAGAGGCCUAAACAUACUUCUGUAAGACAGGAGCAAGAAUGAAUGAAGAGGAGAAAUGGACCUUGAAACUACACUCUUUUCUUGCUAUUGAGCAGCCUAGGUUCUUGUGUGGUUUGCUGCAUCUGUAAUUCCUAUUCUCAGACGCUUUAAUGCUCUUGUGCACUGCAUAAAAAGCUAGAGUAUACUUAGAUAAGUAUCUAAAGCACAGCUUUGAAUUUCAGUAGGUGGUGAAUUGCCUAAAAGACAUCCUCUGUGGUGGUGAGCAUGACAAAACUUGUGUGUUUUUGUGGAUGUCAGUGUACACAGUUUUAUGGCAGCAAAAUAGCACAUAGUUGAGGACAACCCACGAUUAGUCCAGAAUCCUAGCAAGAUUUGGUGAUCAGAGAAAGCCUCAGAUGUCCAAUAUACAAAACUCUUUUGUAGGGGAAAUCACUCAAAUAAGAAAAUGCUCUGGGUACGUUGAGAGAGACCUGACUAAUUUUGUAAAGGUCACCUGUGUGGUAAGCCACUUAAGUCUAAGUCACACAUAUGGUAUUUGAAAGUGACACAACUUACCACAGCUGUUGGGUAAACGUUGGUUUGUACCUGACCUGCAGGUGCAGCUACAUAGUUGGCCAAUAUGCACAAGCAGAAAGAAGUUUUGUUCCACAUGUGCUGUGAAUUGUAACUAUCUGUGCAUGAAAUCUGGGCUGUGUUGAACAGCAGUGGCACCAACCUGCAUGCUGUAAGUGCUUAAUGUGCACAAAGUCUUAGGAAUGUGGCCACAGCAAAAGGUCAUUGCAGCUCCAGCUUUGAGACUGUAUGGUAUUGUGGGUUGUCCUAAAUAAGCAGUAAGUACAACACUCUUCAAGAACACUCCUGUUUCCUCCAAAUGUUUGUGUUUUCGUUUGUAACAAUCACAUUUUCAUGGUCUGAAAUAAACACAGCUGAAAUAAACAAUA